AUGCUCUGGAAGUCUCCGCACCCAGAUCUUGACAUCCCGACCGAUCUAACGACAUGGGAAUGGGCCUUCGAAUCACCGGAGCACUCGCACGUCGUCAAGAAUCCCAGUGGCCAGAUUGGAGCUUAUAUCAAUGCGGUGACCAAGGAACGUCUGGGCUUUGCUGAGGUCAAGGAGAAGGCCACUCUCCUCAGCUCAGCCCUCAUCCACGACUAUGGGCUCCAGCCGGAUGACACGGUGUCGUUGUUCUCGACGAACACGAUCUAUUAUCCAGUGGCAAUGUGGGCGACCAUUCGUGCAGGUGGAUGCGUGAACGGGGCGAGUCCGGCGUACAAUGUCGAGGAGAUGUCCCAUGCUCUCAAGACGGCGGGGACAAAGUUCCUGAUGACUCUGCCAGGAUCUCUAGAGGCUGCCGUGGCGGCGUGUAAAGCCGUUGGCAUACCCUCCCGCCACAUAUUCCUGCUCGAAGGCCAACAUCCCGACUUCAAAAGCAUACAGGAUCUCAUCGAGGCCGGCAAAUGGUGCACACCCAGCCCACCGCAUCGGAUACCCACAGGGAAAACAAACCAGGAGGUCUGCGCUUUUCUCAACUUUUCCAGUGGCACGACCGGCCUGCCUAAGGCAGUUAUGCUUUCGCAUCACAACAUCAUCGCCCAAUGUCACCAAUUGCGCCAGCUGCAGCUCGUACCACCAGGCCAGCGGUACCGGAUACUUGCCGUAAUGCCACUUUUCCAUAUCACGGGGCUGGUCAGGUUCUGCAACUAUCCUGUCUUCAUGAACGGGGAUUGCGUCAUGCUUCCUGGAUUCACGAUGGACAGCAUGCUGAAGACCAUCGUUGAGUUCGAAAUCCCAGAGCUGAUAUUGGUGCCCCCUAUCUUGAUUCGAAUAGUCCGUGAUUCCGUCGUCGACAAGUAUCUGCCUGAUUUGCAGAGAAUUGUCAAGAGAUGGUCGUCCGGCUCUGCACCUACCUCACCUGAAAUCAUCGAGCUGUUACGGAAGAAGUUCCCAGAUACUGGCUUCCGACAAGGCUACGGAGCCACGGAGUCGACCGCUUGCAUAUCUUGCCACCCUCCCUCCCACUACGACUACAAAUAUGCCACGACGGGCGGCUUGCUCUGCGCAAACACAGUCGCCAAGGUGAUAGAUCUGAAUGAUCCUACGAAGGAAUUGGGGCCGGGCGAGACGGGCGAGAUCUGUGCAAAAGGCCCGCAGAUAGCGAUGGGCUAUCUCAACAACCCUACCGCGACCGCAGAGACCUUCCAGAACGGCUUCCUCCAUACUGGUGAUGUUGGCCAUCUUGAUGAGGAAGGCUUGUUCCGCAUUGAAGACCGGAUAAAGGAGAUGAUCAAAGUGAAAGGCCAACAAGUACCGCCUGCUGAGCUUGAAGAUCUCCUGCUUGGGCACGAGCUGGUGGAAGACUGUGCAGUGCUUGGGAUCCAGGAUACAUACGCUGGGGAAAAGCCCAAGGCCUUCGUCGUCUUGAAGAAGGGUGUGAAUCCGAGUAGGGAGGUUGGCUUGAAGCUCAUACAGUUUGUGAAGGAUAAGAAAGUGAGGUACAAGUGGCUUGCAGAGGUGGAAUUCACAGAUGUUGUGCCAAAGUCUCCUACUGGCAAGUUGCUCAGGAGAGUUUUGAAGGCGAAGGACAGGGAGAAGGAUCGGGUGAGAGGUGUUACCGUGAGGGAUGAAGCGGAGAGAGCCAGGCUGUAG
Saxophila tyrrhenica is the source of this 1704-nucleotide messenger RNA. RefSeq lists its product as uncharacterized. Gene Ontology annotation, molecular function: CoA-ligase activity. The record is from RefSeq and is a predicted model, not a curated record. Lineage: Eukaryota; Fungi; Ascomycota; Dothideomycetes; Mycosphaerellales; Extremaceae. The coding region runs from base 1 to 1704 and encodes 567 amino acids. The transcript is spliced from 4 exons.